Punica granatum (pomegranate) is the source of this 5687-nucleotide messenger RNA. Lineage: Eukaryota; Viridiplantae; Streptophyta; Magnoliopsida; Myrtales; Lythraceae. The record is from RefSeq and is a predicted model, not a curated record.
CAAAUCCAACUGCACCGACAUGAUUUUUAUUUAAAAAAAAAAAAAAGAAAUCCAAAGAAAUCCAGUACGAGAACACUUUCCCUUCUGCGGAGCAAUUUCCUAGUCAUUUCCCUAAAGUCGUCGCCUUUCUCUCAAAAUGCCGGUUUCACUCGGCUCAUCUGCUUCCGAGUUUCAAUGAUGUGCUAGCUUGUUGGAAAUCUUUCUGUUGGUGAUCGCCCCAUCUCUGGGAGAUCUUGGAGUUCUACUUGCCCUGCCUCCGCGGAAAUUUGUGAGUCCAUGUGGAACCUGAACUUACCUAGAAGUUGGACAAUUCUAAGAUAUUGCAACUGAACCAACCCUCACCAUCGACAAGGGCAAGUUCAGUACUGCAUCCAGCCUGGUUGUGCUGGUACUAAUGUCUUUCCAAGUCCGAAAUUCCUGCAUAUUCAGUCGUCUCGACAUUUAUUUGUAGAAACUAUAACCUUCAAUGGUUGGAGGCUUGUUGAUAUUGUCGCUCAGGUAGUGUGUCUGGAUAUCAUCAGUCGAAGGGUGCAUGCUGAAGGUGAGGAAAGGUCUGCCCAGUCAGUGAUGGAUGGGAAUGGAACAGGGAUGAGAGGGGACUAAAGCAGUGGAGUUGUUUUUCAUAGUUUGAUUCAUCCGUUUCUCUGGGGAAUGCAGCUCCAGAAUAACUUGUAACUUUUUAGUCAAAUCGGUUCUGAGAUCAUGGAGAUUGGAAUAACCCUUUUUUGAAGAUAUUUCUCUGUCUUUGGGUUUAAGAGAAGUUAGCAAAGCUUUUCCCUCAUUGCAGCUCUGCUACUGAUAGUCUUCAUUCAUCAGCAGUAGACCGGUGAAGUUGCCUGAGGGUCAGUAGCUGGCAGGGGUAAGCCAAGGGACAAGUUAUGGGAUCACGCAGAAGUCGUGCUGAAUGAAGGUGAAGCCAAGGAUCGUUGGAAGUGAUAAAUUUAGAAUUGAAGAAAUGCGCUUUUGUCUGUGCAAAAAUGACUCUUAUGGUAGGAUCUCUGUUUUCUGGUUUUUCAGCUGCCUGAGGUUCAGUAGCUGGCAUGGGUAAGCCCAGGGAUAAGUUCUGGGAUUACGCCGAAAUCAUACCAAAUGAAGGUGAAGGUAAAGAUAAAGGGACUCGUUGGAAGUGUAAGUUAUGCAACAAAAUAUCUUCCGGGGGUGCUUCUAGGAUAAAGGCGCAUUUGGCUAAGGUUGAAUGCGAAGGAAUUAAAGUUUGUGAAGCAGUUGAUGAAGCUACAAUGAAAGCAGCUAAGGAGGCCCUUGAAGCGCUGGAUUCAAAUAAAAGGCCUAGAAGGAGAAGGAGGCUGGAUUCUGGAACCUGUUCAACCCCGGUGAACCCACAGGUGGCAGAUUUGCAAAGUACUCUGCCAUUUCUUGGCCAGAGCAACCUCGAUGGACAAAUGCAGAGGAGUCCUGAUGCAAUUCAAAGAGUUGGAUUUUCUGGGCAAAGUGAGCACAUAGACCUAGUUGACAUCUCGACUAGCUCUGGCUUUGGGGAAUCUAUUGUGGGUGCAAGGAUGCAAGAAUUAGAGAAUGAAAUACAGGUAGAAGGUCCAUUGGAUGCUCAAGGAUACAUCAAUGACCAAAGUAAUGUGCCAUGUUCAAGUUUUGAUACUGCAGAAGCUGACAGGUCGGGUUGGCAUCAACACAGCACUCUCCAACCUCAAGAACUGCUGUCCUUGUCGGAGGAUCAGUGUAGUUUGAUGGUGCGUGACUUACAAAGGGAGAAUGUGAAUGAAGCAUCGCCCGAGAUCCAAUCCUUCCAACCAGAUGGCCACAUUCUGCUACCUGUGAUUGCUCGGUCAUCUCUUGCUAAAAGCACAUACAAUUUACCACCACAAGGGACGUCAGAGGUUAAUAUCAACCCAGUGCAAGAUGAGCCUGAUCCAGUAGUCGAAGCUGGCCAAGCUAUUACCGUUAUGCCCGUGCAAUCCAAUCAUUUUGAUCCAAUGCAUAUUGAUCCAGAUCCCAAAAAUGAAGCCAAUGGGGGCAUUGCUUCGGUUCUCCCACUGCCUUCUUCUGGGUCAACCUCGGUUGCAAGGGAGAUUAGAAAACACAAGAUGUUAGCACCCAAAUUAGUGGGUGGAGAACGGAUUGUGGAUGAGCUCUGGGAGUACUUAAUGAAAAAUGAUAUAUUAUGCAUCGGAGUCUAUGGGAUGGGGGGAGUGGGGAAAACCACAACCAUGAAACACCUCUAUAAUAAAGUGCAGGACACUGGUGCCUUUGAGAAUGUAUUUUGGGUGACGGUGUCAAAAGACUGCAAUAUCCACGAGCUUCAAAAUAAGAUUGCCCAAGUCCUCGAGGUUCUUGACCUUUUCAAGGAUGUUGACGAAGGGAUGAGGGCUACGUUGUUGUUCAACCAUUUGAGCGAGAAAAAGAAGUGUCUAUUUAUUUUAGAUGAUAUGUGGCGACAUUUUGAGCUUGCAGAAGUUGGAAUUCCAGUCAAAAGAGAUGGUAUUCGGCUGGUCCUAACAACACGAUAUCUUGAUGUUUGCGAAAAGAUGUUGUGUCAAGCGAAAAUUGGAGUUCGACCUCUAUCCGAUGAAGAAGCAUGGGCAUUAUUUGUACAGACACUUGAUUCUGAUCUACCUCCUAGUCGGAAACUUGUUGCUGAGCAUAUUGUUAAGGAGUGCAAAGGCUUGCCGUUAGCUAUUGUUGUUAUGGCGGGAAGCAUGAGGGGAGAGGUCGAGGAUCAUGUGUGGGAAGCCACGCUGGAAAAUUUAAAACGACCAGGAGUUCUGCAACAGAGUAUGAAACAGGAUGUUUUUCCGAUUCUGGUGCAGAGUUACAACCGCCUGGAGGAGAAGAAGCAGCAAUGUUUUUCACUGUGUGCUCUAUAUCCCGAAGAUUGGUCAAUCCCUAGACCAGAACUGAUAGAACUUUGUAUUGAUGAGGGGGUGAUUCGUGAAGAUAGGAGGCGGAAGAUGUAUAACGAAGGGCACAGAUUAUUAGAUGAACUUGAAAAGGCGUGCCUCUUGGAGGGACACGAUAAAGGAUUCAGGUUGCUUGGAGAUACUGCAGAGAGUAGUAAAAAAGUUAGGAUGCAUGAUGUGACUCGGGAUAUGGCACUGCACAUCAUGAACGCGAACAACGCCCCAUGCAUGGUGAAAUCUGGCUUGGGUAUGGAAGAUGUGCCGGAUGAUGAGGAAUGGUUGCCUAAUCUUCAGAAGGUCUCCUUGAUGCGGAAUCGCAUAAAAGCAGUUCCGUCCUCCAUAUCACCAAACUGUCCUCAACUUGCAACUCUGUUGUUGAAUGACUGUUCGAGAUUGCAUAAAAUCUCAAAACGUUUCUUUCAGCGUACGCAGGGGUUGAAGGUCAUUAAUUUGAGCAAUACUGAAAUCACAAAAGUGCCAAAAUCUGUCAGGAACUUGAAAAAGUUGAACGCGCUUAUACUCAACGGGUGCUUUCGAUUAUCUCGUAUUCCGUCCUUGGCGAAGUUGACAUUGUUAAGGAAGUUGGACCUCCGAGACUGUGAAGAGAUAAAAGAAGUACCGGAUGGUUUGGGGAUGUUGGUUAAUCUUACAUAUCUCUGCUUAAGCGAGACGGGGAUUGAAAGGAUUCCAGAUGGAGUAGUCUGUAAGUUAAAGAAGCUACAACACCUUGAAGCGGAUAAUGUUGCAGUGAAGGGAGAAGAAGUUGGAAAAUUAAGGAAGUUGGAGGCACUCCGAUGUCGUUUUGAAAACGUGAAUGAGCUGAAUGAGUACACGCGGCAUGCGACAACUAUUAGAGUCAUUCAAUCUCGUCAUAGGACGACUUCCACAUGGCUUCUAUGGUGUUUAUAGUGGAAAAGAUGUUAUAAUGAAUGAACUAGAGAAUGAGAUAAGAGAAACUUGUCAUUUCCCAAGAGACAUGAAGAUAUUGAUGAUUUCGGAGGUGAAUACUGUUGAUAUAUCCAGUUUUAUGGGACUGGGUAGGAAUGAGGUGUCAGCACUGGGUGGGAGUGGGGGACAGCUGGAGGAACGAACUUCUCCACCACCACCAGAAGACCACUGCCCCAGUCUCAAGGAGCUACAUAUCUCUUGUUGUCCAAAAUUGAAGCAUCUGUUGGUGCCCAGACACAGCUGCAAUCCGUACCUUAAGAAACUAGAAAAGCUCGUGAUAUACGACUGCGAGGAGCUAGAGAGUAUAAUAGACGAAGAAGAAUCACUGACAUCAUCAACAUCACCACUGCCACCCGACGCUUUCUGCCAACUCCAAUCAAUUCAUAUCGAGGACUGCCCAAAGAUGAAGAAUGUGGUGGGGCCUGAAUUGCUUCCUCUUCUCCGUAACCUCCAGCGGAUUCGAGUUAAUCAGGCCUCCAAUAUGGAGGAGAUAAUAGCAGUGCCAUCCCUUUCCCCACCACCACCUGGAGACCGCUGCCCCAAUCUCGAGGAGCUACAUAUCUCUAGAUGUCCAAAAUUGAAGCAUCUGUUGGUGACCAGACACAGCUGCAAUCUGUACCUUAAGAAACUAGUAAAGCUCGAGAUAGAAUGCUGCGAGGAGGUGGAGAGUAUAAUAGGAGCAGCAACAGACGAAGAAGAAUCACUGACAUCAUCAACAUCACCACUGCCACCUGACGCUUUCUCCCAACUCCAAUCUAUUAAAAUAGCCGGUUGUCCAAAGAUGAAGUCUAUGGUGGUGCCAAAAUCGCUUCCUGUUCUUAGGAAAAUAGAAUUAAGUGGAUGUGCUCAGAUGAAGAGGGUGCUAACUCUUGAGUUAUUCAGGCUCCUCCCCAACCUCCAGACUAUCAUUGUUGUUGGUUGCAAAGAGAUGAAGGAGGUUAUAGGCGGCCAAGAAUUAGACCGCGGAGCCACCAGUAGCUUGUUGUUGUCCCCCAUUCCAGCGGCAUAUCCUGGUGAUCAAUUAAGUACAAGAAAGCUGACCUUGGAAUUAUACCGCCUUGAGGAGCUGGAGAGCAUAUGCAGUUGGACCGGAAUUCGGGAUCUCAUACAUGUCAUUCAGAUAAGUGGAUGUCCAAAGCUGAAGAGGAUUGAAAUGCUAGAUGAUGCUUCCCCUCCCCCUUCUCUUAAGGAGAUAGUACUAAUAGAAGAAGUGGAUGGAAAUAGAGAAAGACAAUGGUGGGAUACUCUGGAGUGGGUCCACCCUGAGGCCAAGACUACCCUUGAACCCUAUGUGUUUGUGCUUGUUGAAACGUUUACACAAAAAACUCCUUUACGAGAAUGCCGGUCGGAAUCGUCAGCAGGAUUAAGGAACCGUUUACACCACUUUCAAACUGUGCUUAGAGGAACUAAUGAUACACAUCAAGGAGGUGGAUUCAUUCAAAUGGAAUGAUGGACAGCAGAGCAUCAUCAGAUUGCCUACUAAGCUUGCUGUUGCUGUGAGAGAUUUUCAGAUCAUGGAUUAGAUUGAAAGACGGGGAAGUUGGAGAUAGCGAACUGCUGCUUAUGUGAUAUAGUGAUGAGGAGAUUCUGAACCAUUUGCUCUGCAGAUAUAGUGCAUAUUUUUAUGAAGAAACUUCAAACAUAUGUCGACUAUUUGCCUGCUCUGUUAAGUACUGUAACUCUCAGUAUUCUCUAGAUGCGUCGGCUAUCGGGAGGUGUUACUUACAUGUGUGCCCGCAAUAAUUGUUAAUUAUUUGCCUGCUCUGUUAAGUACUGUAACUCUCAGUAUUCUCUAGAUGCGUCGGCUAUCGGGAGGUGUGCAGAGUGUGUAGAAUUCUGUUGAAUCAAUCCAUUGUCCUUCGCCAA